AUGACUACAACAGUCAAAGAAGACGGCCAACUACCACUUCAGGAUUCCUCUGGAGCCGGUGCCAUGCGGGUGUUAUUGUUAACACUGUUGAUCGCUUUUAUUUGUUUAAUCAAAAGAGGCCAAGCUGUCAAAUGGGGUGGUUGUGAACAUGUAGAUCUGCAACAAAAUUUUACUAUCGAAAAGUAUAUGGGAACAUGGUAUGAAAUUGAGCGACUUUAUAAUGUCAGUGGGGAACACAAAUGCAUUUCAGAAACAAUAUCGCAGAUUCCUAACAAUUUUGAAGACAGGUUAGAGAUUCUCACUCGGAUGGUCAAGGGCAAAGGUGAGGUGGUUGCAUUAGAAGGAGAAUUAAUUUUACCUACAAAGGGAGAAAAAGCCAAACUUCAGUACAAAAUCAAUAGGCACCCGUGGGGAAUGGACGAUCAUCUAGACCCUGCCAUUUUGCAUUACUGGGUAGUAGCCACCGACUAUACAAGUUACUCCUUGGUAUUCUCCUGCGUAUCCUUCCUCAGCAUAGCACACACCCCUUAUGCCUGGCUUUUGUCUAGAGAACGGCAGCUAUCAGAAAAUGCCACUAAUCACCUGCAUAAUCUCCUGAUUAAAUUUAACAUUGGCAUUAAAGAUAUUGUUAAAAUUAAUCAAAAAGAUUGCAUAGUGUAA
Molecule: messenger RNA, 660 nt
Organism: Carcharodon carcharias (great white shark)
Lineage: Eukaryota; Metazoa; Chordata; Chondrichthyes; Lamniformes; Lamnidae
Product: apolipoprotein D-like
Exons: 6
Coding region: 1-660 (219 amino acids)
Molecular function (GO): pigment binding
Source: RefSeq, a predicted model, not a curated record